Motacilla alba alba is the source of this 6198-nucleotide messenger RNA. It is a transcript of the gene GPR34, whose product is annotated as G protein-coupled receptor 34. The record is from RefSeq and is a predicted model, not a curated record. Gene Ontology annotation, biological process: G protein-coupled receptor signaling pathway. Gene Ontology annotation, molecular function: G protein-coupled purinergic nucleotide receptor activity. The coding region runs from base 522 to 1667 and encodes 381 amino acids. NCBI's taxonomy places the organism in Eukaryota, Metazoa, Chordata, Aves, Passeriformes, Motacillidae. The transcript has 2 exons. Gene Ontology annotation, cellular component: membrane.
CUAAUCCCAGUAAGGAGAAAGGUAGAUGGGAGAACUAUAUAAACAUUUACAAAAUGUACCAUUACACUGUGGUGCUGACUUAUCUAUACCAUCUACUGGAAAAAAAGUGACAGGAAGUAUUAAGGAGAUGACAGAUUAUACCAACAUCAUCACCACCCAAAAAGCUACUGGCACUGCUCACCAGAAACAAAGUCUCUGAGAAAAAAACUUCAAAUCUCCAAUCCAGAACAAAACUGAGAGACAUUUAUGACAGAACCUCUCUCAUCAGAGCCCAAAUAAAGUAGGUAUAGCCAGUUAAAAAUGCCCUUAAAAAGAAAAGCAAACCAGUUGCAACACCAGUUAAAACUUCCCCCUGUUGCCAAUUGCACGAGUCAGCUGGAGCUCACCACUUUCAGAGAGAAGCUGCUGCUGCAGCUUUCUAAUAAAAGGACCUGCACAUUUCUCCUCCCUGUCUUCACAGUGCUUUUGAGAACUAGCAGAACUUCUUAGCACAUAAAUGAACAGCUAAAACCCCUUUGCAAAUGAUGGCUGCAACUUCAGCUGAUUUACCAACCAUUGGUCUACACAAGGAAGGAUUCUGGAGUAACCAAACCAACCUGACCAUAAAUGCCUCAGAAAGUCACAAUGAUGCCAGCUGUUCCUUGGAUGACAACAACUCACUGUCACUUGCUUUGAUAGUUUUCUACUCCAUUAUUUUUGUUGUUGGAUUGGUUGGAAAUGUUAUAGCCCUGUUUGCUUUCCUGGGCAUUCACCAGAAGAGGAAUUCUAUCCAAGUUUACUUGCUAAAUGUUGCUGUUGCAGACCUCCUGCUCAUCUUCUGUCUUCCCUUCCGGAUACUCUAUCAUGCCACCAACCGCUGGAUGUUCGGGCGGAUUUUUUGCAAGGUUGUGGGAACUCUGUUUUACAUGAACAUGUACAUCAGCAUAGUACUGUUGGGACUAAUUAGUCUGGAUCGUUACAUAAAAAUAACGAAGUCUGUGAAGCGUCCAAAGAUGCUAACCACCACCCGGAGCGUGCAGAUCUGCUGCUCGGUGUGGGCCAUUGCACUGACAGGAUUUAUAGUGGUAGUUGCACCAUCUUUCUUUAAGACUGAGGACAGCAACUCGACCAAGUGCUUUCAUUACCGAAGCAAACAGAAUGCAGAGAAGACAGAAGCAAUUUUAAAUUAUAUCACUGUACUGAUUUUUUGGAUAGUUUUUUUCCUUUUGAUACUUUCAUAUGUUAAAAUCGCCAAGAACCUUCUGGAAAUUUCAAGGAGAAGGGCAAAUUUUCCCAAUGCAGGAAAAUAUACCAAGACAGCAAGAAAUUCCUUCAUUGUUCUCAUAAUUUUCACCAUCUGUUUUGUGCCUUAUCACAUGUUCCGGGUUGUCUACAUCACAUCACAGUUACAAACCCCAUCCUGUUAUUGGAUGAAGAUCAUUCACACGUGCAAUGAGGUGAUGCUCAUAUUUUCAUCAUUUAACAGCUGCCUAGAUCCAGUUAUGUACUUCCUAAUGUCCAGAAGUGUCCGCAAGACUGUAUUCCAACUGAUUUGCAGAAAACUGCAUCGAGACUCAAGCCUAAACCUGGAGAGCACUUCAGACAUAAAACUUGGCCAAUACGCUCAAGAGCGAUUAUCUACCACCACUCCUCACUCCAGCUACUCAAGGAAGAAGUCUGUGAUUUGAAUGUUUAAAUGGAUCUCUGUCACUUCAGGUCACCAAUUUCAGAUCACAAAAUCCUCUACUCUACAGCUACUAGUUCUGCCUCUUUCCUCCUGUUAAGAAAAAUGAGAAGUUGUACUUCUGGUUUGUGAAAAUGAGAAGUUACUUUUCAGAAGAAUUUUUUCGCUCUUGUUUAUCCAAGAAAACAAAUUAGGAAGUUCUCAGACAUUUUGUGUAGGACUAAACUAGAACACUAACUCUUUAGGGACAUUUCCACAAAGGGGUUUGAACCUGUAAAAGUAAACUUGUAUAUACACAUUAAUAUUAGUAGCUUGUGUAUGUAAAUAAUAGAGGAAUUUUGCAAAAAGUAAAUUCUGUCCUAUUUGAAAGAUCUAGAUACCAUUACAGAUUUUAUGUAUUUUAUGGUUUUCUCUGUGAUACCAUUACAGAUUUUACGUAUUUUAUGGUUUUCUCUGUUUAAACAGAUUUCCAAGAGGUCAGCAUUUUUACUACAUUUAUAAAUGCAUUUUAAAAGAAAAUAUUUGAGAAUUUAGCAACAUGUGUCUUAAAAAUGAAGAAUACAACAGCUGUCAAUUCAGUUUUAAGUACAGAAGACACUCUUAGUUUUAUUAAGCAGUAAAACUAAAAUAUUCCAUCCUACUAAGAGCCUUUUAUUUCCAACAUUUUAAUUAGUGUCAAGGUCAAACACCUGAGGAAAAGCAAGCAACGCUUUCAGAAAAUUCUAAAUAAAUGAAGGAGAGAUGAUGUGGGUAUUUCCUAAGAUUUCCUUCAAUGUGACAGAUUUGAUGACUGCACAAAGUAGUUCAGCAAGGAACAUUAACUCACAGAAUGGAGCAAAAAGAUCAGCCAGGCUCAGCCACUGGUCUGCUCCUAGAUUUCCAAAGCCACACAUUCCAGCUGCAUGCUUCCUCGCUAGCAGGAGACUUUUCCUUCCAUGUGAUUAAAAUAAUCUUGAUAAUUGCUGAUGCAUUGCUGUGAACAGCAAUGUAAUAACAACGUUUCAUAGCUACAGCUACAUUCUCAGAUACUAAAUAGCUUUUUAUGUAUUUAGGCACAAACAAAUUUCAAACUGUAAUAUUUCUCAAAAACCAGAGAGCGGAAGGUGGAGAAUGUCUGGCAUAAUGUCAAGAUGACUAAAGCAGCACAACCAUGAAAAAAUUAAAUGUCUGGCAUAACAGACCAGAAAGGUGAAAGGUAUAGAGGCUAGACAUCAAGCUCUGUAAAACAAGGAUUUAUUGUCUUUACACACACAAACAAUACUGCUCAAAUAAGUAGGUGUAAAGAAGUUGGUUUUAAUAUGACUAUCAGUAACUUCUUUAAUGGAGCAUGUGACUUUUAAUGCCAAAUCUGUGCCAAAAUGUGUGGGUUUUUACUAAUUCCAUACAAUAUUCUGAUUUGACAGAAGAUACUCAUAAUACUCUGAUUGAACAAAGUAAACAUAAGGCUUCACCUCAGCUAGAUAUAAACUUUGUUUAAUUUUGAUGUGAAUUUACGUAAUUCAGAUUUGAUGGAAUUGGAUAUAAACAUGUCAAACAAAUUACAAUGACUAGCCAGUCUGUUUUGUUUUCCUUUUUUUUUUUUUUAAUAAAAAAUUAGGGUGUUUCCUUAUCUUCAAAAGAAAGAUUCCCACAAAUGUGCAAUUUCAUAAAGAUAUGACGGUAACUGACUUUUUCUUAAACAUUUCAGCAUACAAAGGAGGUGUUUGUACAAUAAUUUCUGACUGAUUCUCAUAGAAAUUGCAUUUCAGGAUCUUUUAUCUAUCACUUUGCCAUCCUACUAUAUUAAAGCUUCCCUUGGUUUUGUAUUUGUCCAGUGAAAUAUUAUUAUGCAAAACUGUAGUUCUACAUAGUGACAUCAAUUCUGGUACAUCUAGUGGAGUUUAUAAACCAUAAUUUCACAAGAUUUUUGUGAAACAAGAUUUUGUUAUCUCAUAAUUCUUUCUUUUCUAUGUUUAUUCUGUGAGCAGUGGGUUGAUGAUACUGAACAGCAGGUUGGGGUGAGGGUGUGGGCUGGGAAACUCAGGAGAGGACAGACAUGAACAACAGCAGCUUGAACAAAAUGUGAUUUCUAAAAUUCUUUUGAAUGAAGUGCUAGACCAGAAUUUUCAUUUACAGGGUUUGUAAUUCAUGGACACAGCAGUAUUGCCAAAAGAAACUCAGAUCUCUUCAGAAGAUCAAGUAGUAGUACAGGAUUUUGAUACUGAAAAUCCAAAAUGCAUUAAAUUAAUCAACUCUCCAGCUCAGAAGUGAAAAUCUGAGAGGGAAAAGGUCUAUAAGAAAAUCUCUAAGAGCAGGCGUGGCACAGAAGAGUGGAACAGGAAUGACCACAUGAUCUUGACAAGGGCAGCAUUAAGGGAGCAGCAGUCAGAACAGAGACAACUACAGAAAGCAAUCAGAAAAUACUUUUGGAUUUCUACAACUCUAUAAAUCAAUGCUUCAAUAUGUUAAAGGCCAGAUGUAUCAAAUGGCUCAGACUGGAAUCUGAAACUAGACAGCACUGUCAUGUAGGAAGCAGCUACUACUGACCAAGAAACAAAAGAGGUAUAUUUACUCUUAAAAAAAAAAAUUUAAUCCUUACGUAUUUUUUCUGCAAUCAGUUUUCCCAAAUUUAAAGGGUAAAACACCAGGCCUUACAAGAAAAUAUUACUGAAGAACAGUCCAGAAACAUCUUGGGAAACGUUCUGAAAGUCCCAGUGUGACGUGUCAAAUGACCACAGAAUCAGUCACUCAAACAGUGUGUCUUAAUUCUCCUCUUCCCAGCGCUUCCUGAUUACCUGAGUCUUCAGGUGAAUUUUAACAUGAAGGUAAUUAUAUUCAUUUUGCUUUCUGUAUUUAAAGGCUAACUCAACACACAUCCCCGUAUAACGGCACGAACCUCAUUUUCCUCUUUACUCAAAUACUUGAAUUUCAGCUGGUGUACCAAAAUGUACCAGUGCUGUGCUGGUUUUGGCUGGCAUAGACUUCUUCACAAUGUGGGCUGUGGUUUGGGCUUGUGAACAAAACAGUGUUGACACCCAGGGAUGUUUCAGCCAUUGCUAAGCAGCCCUUGCACAACAAGCAGGACUUCACUGUCUCUCAGAAGACCCCAGCAGAGACAGGCUGGGGGUGCACAAGGACAUGGGAGGGGACACAGCAGGGACAGCUGGCCCCAGGGAUAUCCCAGAGCACAGGGUGCCAUGCUCAGCAAUGGAAGCCAAGAAGGAAGCCUGACUGUGUUGCUAUUUUUAGGAACUCACUGGGCACUGGGUAAGAUGGAGUUGCUUUUUAUCACUUGGGGGUUUUUUUUUGUUUUCUUUUUCUUUAAGCUUAUUAAACCCUUUCUCACAAACCAUGAAUUUCCACUUUUACCCUACUGGUUCUGCCUCCCAGCCCACUGGAGAGGAAGUAAGUGAAUGUGUGGGAUUUAGGAGCUUUCUGGGAUACACCACAACCACCUACUUCAGUAGAUACUGGCAGAUUUGAUCAGUGUGUCAGACAAAGCAGGAGGGAGCACCAGAAGGGGAGGUCUGUUCUGCAGCACAGCAGUCACAAGAACAGGAGGGGGAAGAGGCAAAAAUCAUAAGCAAGCUUUCUCACUUUUUCCCUUUUGAUUCUUCUCCCCAUCCCACUCAGGGGGAGUGACUGAGCAGCUGUGAGGGCUCAUCUGCCUACCAGGGUUAAACCACAACAUCAACUUCCAUUUUUGCACCGAAAUUAAAUGCAAUUAUGGUUUUAACUUGCAAACUGGUGUCUCUGAGGGCAGACAAAUAGCAAAAAUUACAAAAGAGGAGUGCAACUUACACCACUGAAAAACAAGUGAGAGUCACAUUAUUCCCAGAACUGGGAGGUUCACAUAUGGAAGCUUUAGUCUGAUGCUCUGACAGCACACAAGGCUGUGAGAGACAGUGUCAAAGCCUUGCUGAAGUCAAGGAAUUCCACCAGUGGGAAUUUUCUGGGUUUUGUGUUUUUAGGGCCAGAAAACAAGUUGUCUGCAUAUAAUGAUGAAAUGCAACAUAUGCUGCCUAUUGGCAAUGUAAAAUCUAGAACAUGUAUAAGAGUGAUCAUGGUCCGAGAAUAGAGAAAAUGUAAAUCAUUGAGGUGAAGGAUACACAUAAAAAUAAUUAUGAAGAACUUAAGAGUGAAUGGCAUAAAAAUGCAUGCAUUCCAUUUGAGUAUCUUCAAAUAUAUUUUAGAUAAGACACAUAAUUUGUAAGUUAGGUGAAUGGAAAUAAUCCACUAAAAAAAUAAGGAAGGUGCUUGUUACAGCUUAGAAUUAACUGUAAUUGUAUUCCUGGGACAGGUGGCAUUUUAAAAAACUUAAAAUACCCCAUUACUUUGCUACUGCUGCCAGUAUUCCACUCCAAAAUAAAGUCUGAUAGACUCUAGUUCACUACAACGAUCUAUUAUCAUACAAUAAUUCAGAAAAAAAUGUAGCAGUUACCUCUUCUUACAGCAUGAGUUAUUAUCAUUAAAUUAUAAAUACGACAGGCAACAGUCAGUAACCAACCAAAUAACACUAGCAAUUUAAAAAAAGCUGGUGACUGGAAUUGUUCACA